This is a messenger RNA of Xiphophorus maculatus (southern platyfish), 2516 nucleotides long. Its product is annotated as lysosomal protein transmembrane 4 beta. The transcript is spliced from 7 exons. Bases 155 to 856 code for a protein of 233 amino acids. Gene Ontology annotation, cellular component: lysosomal membrane. Lineage: Eukaryota; Metazoa; Chordata; Actinopteri; Cyprinodontiformes; Poeciliidae. The record is from RefSeq and is a predicted model, not a curated record.
GCGGCGGCGCGUCUACAAUCCGCUCGAGCGACGAGUAAACAACCGAAAGACCAACAGCGGAUGAUUCUCGUCAUUUCUCGGCGAGACUCGGCGCUCGGCGGACGUGGCGACUGCUUUCCUUCCCAACCCGACCCGUCACCGACCCUGCGUGUAAAUGUUCACAGACAAGAUGAUGAUGUCCCCGUGGGACCGCUGGUACUCCACAAGCUGCUGCCUGUGUUGCCAUGUCCGCACAGGAACCAUCAUCCUGGGGGUCUGGUAUAUGCUCAUCAAUGCCGUGGUGUUGCUCAUCCUGCUCACGGCCCUCAGUGAUCCAGAAAAGUAUCAUCUGACCAGUGCCGAGUUGGCCAAUGACCUGGAUGUCAUGGAUGAUGCCAACAUGUGUAUUGCCUCAGCAAUCUCCCUGCUGAUGAUCCUUAUAUGUGGAAUGGCAGCAUAUGGUGCAUAUAAGCUGCGUGCCGCAUGGAUCAUCCCCUUUUUCUGCUAUCAAAUAUUUGACUUUGCUCUCAACGCCCUGGUGGCUGUCAGCAUUGUGGUGUAUCCAAACACAAUACAGGAUUACCUACAGCAGCUGCCAGAUAAUUUCCCUUACAAAGAGGAAGUCGCUGCGCUCAGUAACAUCUGCCUGGUCCUCGUUGUGCUGCUCUUCAUUGGCUGCAUCAUCGGCUUCAAGGCCUACCUGAUCGCCUGCGUGUGGAACUGCUACAGAUACGUGAGCGGCAGGGGCGGUUCUGAAAUCCUGCUCUACGUCACCACCAACGACACCACGGUGCUGCUGCCUCCGUAUGACGACAACAUCAGCGUCCCGUGCAAACAGGCUCCUCCGUCCUACAUCUCCGCUGAGGCGACGGCAUGAAAACAUUCCGAUGUCGGGAUCCUGCAGAUUGGAUCCUCCUGUUAGCACUCGAUACGACACACUCCCAGCAAAACGACUGCCUCUCCAGUUAUCACUAUGUUCAUAAAUAUCCACGAUAGCACACAUCGCUCAGCGAUCUCCCAUUCCUUCUUGGCGUUACCGACCAACUUGUAAUUUAUCAGUUCUCUUCCUCUUAGGUUUAUCCAGGAGCGAUUAGCCUUGUGCGCUUUAGAUUCUGGCUGAAAUGAAAUGAAAGCUGUAGGGAGUCGCAUACAUUACAUAUAUUUUUGUGAAUUCUAUUUAUUCUUUGUGCGUUUGUAACAGUAUUAUGUGGAUCUUAUUUAUCUAGUCGUAUUUAUGUUAUGCUCAAAUGCAACAGUAGCUGCGUUUCCAUUACAAAUGUGCGCAAAUCUAUGUUAAAAACCCCCAACUAAACAAAAAUUUGCAAUUGCGAAAAAACUUGUUUCCAUCAAAUAAGAAAUGAAGCUAAAGCCACACAUGAAUAAGCUUGUUCACGCAAAACUUGACCCAAAACUUGGUAUCCUGCGUUUUGGGGAAAUAAUAGUCUGCGAUUUUACAGAAGAGUUACGGAUUCCAAACAUUUGAAUGACACACAUUCAAAUGCCACAUAUUUGUUCGAUAUGAACAUCGUAUAGUUCAUAUUCUUAUGAACUAUGCGAUGCUGUGAGAGCUCUGGUGGAGCCAGCUGCAUGUUGUCAGAAAAAAAUAAAAGCAAACCAUCAUCCUGCUACCACUUCCUGUCAUCUUCUUUGUCGUUUCCGCCAGUAGUAACAUCCGGCUGUUGAACACGUGACGCGAAAAAAGUCACGUGAAAAAGUGAACUGUUACAUCUAUUUUGGCUGAAACGCGUCUAUUUCAUUCGGCUGAAGAACCACCUGAACACACUGUAAAAACCUUUUUAUUGAAACCAGUGAGUUUCGUUUUAAAUUUGGCAUGUUUCCGUUCAGCAAAUUUAUUUUUAGAACUUAAAUUUGCCCAAUUCUAUAGUUAAUGGAAACGCAGCUAGUGAACGGUAUGGAUCAGCGAUCGGUAUCGGUCUCGUCUCUGCUCGUGAUCAGGGUUGGAUUGCCUUCUCUCUGUCUCUCUCUCUCUCUGUCUCUAUAAUGGGUUGCACUUUAUCUGCUCGUGUAUGAAGUGUCCCCUUAACUUGAAGUUUUCCAAAGAGAUGUAUCUGCCUGUAUUCUGACGUGAUCAAAGAGCCGCCCUAAUGUACAUCACCAAGCAUAUCACCUCUUUUUCCUGUGUUCUUUUUGACUGAAUUACGUGACUGUAAUCAGGAGCGUAGCGUUGUGAACUUUUAACCGUGUUUCUACCGACCGACGAAGAACUUCUUAGCUUAGCUGCACUUUCUAUUUUUGAAGCACAUUAGAGGCGCUGAUCUAGAAUCAGCUUGCUGUGCGAAUGAGGGGAACCUGGAGCGUUGGGAAAGCAGGUCCUGCUUGUGUUUUAUCGAUCAAAGACAAAAAAACAACAAAAAGAAGCAGCUUUUUGCUCUGUGUAAACAUUACACAACCAUGUUCCUCCAGACUUGUUGGCUUGUUGCUGCCUGAAAACAAAACGUUCUGCAAGGACGCGAAAGUCACUGUUUCAUGGAAAUAAUCGAUGAGACAUUUUUGCCUAUUAAAACCAAAUUUCCUGA